Messenger RNA from Penicillium digitatum Pd1, 1041 nucleotides. The record is from RefSeq and is a predicted model, not a curated record. Lineage: Eukaryota; Fungi; Ascomycota; Eurotiomycetes; Eurotiales; Aspergillaceae.
AUGGGUCUAAACAUUCGAGUCGAGAGUGAGAGCAUCACCCACUUAUCAAAAGAACUUCGCUAUCGCGUCUGGUGGGCACUAUUUAUGUUGGGUAUUGUGCUUUGUGAGAUGACAGGCCGUCCACCUGGCACGGGGGACAUAUUUUGCUCUACGCCCUUUCCUUUGCCUUUUGCAGAGGAAACUUUCUGGGACAAGCGUGUUGUGCAAAUGAUAACCGAACAACGGACUCGAAAUGCCUAUUUCUCCCCUUUGAUUUUCGAUACCACGCCGGCUGUACAAAAAGAGAGUAAGACUCUAGGAACACCGGAGCAGUAUGAGUCGGGCAAGGGAAAACAAAAAGAAAGGGCCAUUCAGGUUGGGCCAGAGAAUAUGACACCGAACUCCUCUCUGUACUUUCUAUACGCAGUGGACCUAGCUCAUCUCUCGCGGGAGGCUAUUAACACUCUGUAUGCUCCUAAAGCAAGGCGACAAUCAUGGCACGAUAUCGAAAUUGCGGUUUGCACGCUAAACAACCAUGCAGACAACUGGUUUUCUCGUCUUCCGAUCCAAUUUGAUUUCACAAAGCUAGACACAAAUCAACAAUUUCCACGGCAGCGUACUAGUCUUGCUUUCCGAUUCUACGCCACAAAACUGAUAAUAUUGCAGCCCUGUAUCCGCUGUUCCUUUCAACCGUCUGAGGCAAGCUCACCGGGAACGGUGUGUGACCAGAUGGCAAGCUUGUGCGUUCAGAUGGCAGGUCAGAUGCUCGACCUGUUACCCGAGGAGCCGGACUUUACUUGGCUGUAUGGUGUCGCUCCGUGGUGGUGUAUCCUGCACAACAUCAUACAGUCGACUACCAUUCUCCUCACCGAGCUGCUCACUCGCACUCAUACAGGUACGGCCAAGGCUGUUGAUAUCAGUAAGAAAAUCAACAAAGCAACUCGCUGGUUGAAAGAUAUAUCGACCAAAGACCUUUCUUCGCAGCGAGCCUGGCUUGUCUGCAUGGACCUUCUUUCACGACAUGGUUCGAAAUUUGGGAUUUGUGAGAACACCGAACUCUAG